Messenger RNA from Klebsormidium nitens, 2213 nucleotides. The record is from the annotation of a GenBank genome assembly. Lineage: Eukaryota; Viridiplantae; Streptophyta; Klebsormidiophyceae; Klebsormidiales; Klebsormidiaceae.
GUCAAGGGUCAUACAGCUAAAAGUAGUUGGGGCGCUCAUGGACGCUGUGGCCAUUGGCACGAGCAUCUGAAGUGCGACCUCGAUUUCUUCCUGUCCUCACAAGCUUCAAGCGUCUGCGGGGGUUGCUGGACACUGAUGAUGCGCUGACAGUAUCUGCAGAGCAAGGAAUCCUCUCCAAGGAAAAAGCUUUUGUGGUUGGACGACUUCAUUUGCAUCGAGUUGUAUAGCUGCUGCCUGGGAGGAGCCUGCUCAAGAAAGACUUUCUUACUUUCGGAAGGUUUGUAACAGAAAUGGCGCUCCAAACAAGUGGGAGGCACUAUGAUUCUGCGAUGGAGCGGGUCCUGCAGAUGAACAUUGUGGGGUCGGAGUACUACAAGGAGCUCAACAGCAUCAAGAACCACCUCGAGGUAAUUGAUGAGAUCUACAAUCAGGUGGAGCAUGUGGAACCCUGGAUGAGUGGCAAUGCGCGCGGCUCCUCCACUGCCUUCUGCCUCCUGUACAAGCUGUUCACGCUGGAGCUCAACAUCAAGCAGGUGCAAGACCUGAUUACCCAUGAGGAUUCACCGUACAUCCGAGCGGUCGGCUUCCUGUACCUGCGCUACAUCGCGGACCCCAAGACGCUGUGGGACUGGUGUGAGCCUUACCUCGAGGACGACGAGAAAUUUGCCCCGGGCAUUAAUGGGAAGAUGGUCACCAUGGGCCUUUAUGUGAGGGACCUGCUUCUGGAGUUGUACUACUUCGAUACCAUUUUCCCUCGGAUACCCGUUCCCGUUGCCCGUCAGAUUACCGCCAAUUUGGAGUCGCGUGGCCUGCCUACCAAGGGGCUAGGGGCCGGUGGCGCUGGCGGCAAGACAGCACGAGGAGCGGAGGGAGAAUCACGACGCCCACCUUCGGUGAAAGCUGCUCUUUCAGUGGCAUUUGGCCAGCGCGCCCCUCAUCGGUCUGGAGCGAGAGAAGCGGCCACGGCAGACCGCGUGCGGGGAAGCAGCGCAAGGCUCGACGAGUGGGACGAUGUCCCAGCUAAGCCGCGGGACAGGAGUCGGGAUACGAGGGACAAGGAACGCAGUCCGUUGAUGCCGGUCGCCCGUGAAAGGUCUAGGGAUCGGAAGGACGAGCGGGAGAGGUCUAUUGACAGGAGGGCGGAGCGAGAGAAGUCUGCGCGGAGAGAGAGGUCGCCAGAAAGGCGUAAGGAGAGGGAAAGCUCUCGGGACAGGAGGAGCGAUCGAGAACGCGAGAGUAGGAGGGACCGGGAGAGGUCGAGGGACAGACGGGUCGAGCCGGAAAGAGUGAGAGACAGGUCGAGGGAUAGGAGGGAUGAUCGGGAUAGAGAGCGGAGGCCGGAAAGGUCGCCAGAGAGGAAUCUUAGAAGGGAGGACGACAGAGGCCGGGACAGAUCGCGGGAGAGAGGUGUUGAUCGGACGAAGGAGGCGAAGCGGGACAGGUCGAGGGACCGAGAUCGUGACAGUAGGAAAGAGCGUGGGCGCGAUCGGUCGAGAGAGCGAAAGGAUGAGCGGGGGCGGGACAGGAGGGAUCGUUCACGGGAGAGGGGCGAUCGUGACAAGGAGAGGCACAGAGACAGGUCGAAGGAGCGAAUGAAGGAGCGCGACGAGGGCGGAAGGAAAGAAGAGCUUGACCCGGAAAAGGACUCCCAUCGUAAUGGAAGGGGCUCGGAUAGGGAGGACCGCGACAGAGAUGGGAAGCGCCGGGACAGGGAGCACGAGAAGGAAAGAGAUGGUGAUCGGAAGCGGCCUCGGACCGAGGAAGAGGGUCAGGAAGAGGACGGUCAGCCAAGCGGCGGGGAGGGCAAAGACAGGCUCACUGAUACAGAGCGGCCCUUGCGGGAUGCGCCCGCGAGGACAGAUGUAGAGGAAACCCAACAGCCUGGUGCUGACGAGGAAGGGGAGGAAGGAGAGAUUGAAGUGCACAAUGACGGGGAUUCUAAGAACGCAUCUUCAACACCAGAUGCUCCUAAGGAGCCAGAAGUUGGCACAUGAGAUUGUUUUGUGGAGUUCGAGGAGCAUUGAGUUGGUCGAUUUUUAACGAACGAACAACUUAAAGUUCUGAAGAGAUCUGAAAUCUGGUAGUCUGUUCUUGGAAGAUGCAACCAGGCCUGUACGAGGGUUGUUAAUUGCAAUUUGGUUGGGAGAAGCGGAGGACCUGAUAAGGCGACUCUUUCAGCAUCUUGCAAUUAAGAAGCUCGUGAUUGCUCGCAG